GUGCCCCGGUGCCGCCUCCGCCCAGCUGCCCGCCCGAGUGUCCGCCGCCGUCUCUGCCUUCGCCAUGCGUUCUGGAGCGCCGCGCCGACUGUCGCCACUGCCCUGGGUGGCCCUGGCCUGGGCCGUGGGCUUCCUGGGCUUCCUGGGCUCCAUGGGCUCGGGGGACCCGGCGCCCGCUGGCACCUGCUGGCUCCAGCAGGGCCCGGAGGCUACCUGCAGCCGGUUGCUGAGGACGAACGUGAGCCAGGCUGAGUGCUGUAACUCCAGCAACAUCGACAUCGCCUGGUCCAACAUCACCCAGUCCGGGAACAAGAUCAAUCUCCUCGGCUUCCUGGGUGUUGUCCAUUGUACCCGGUGCAAAGAUUCGUGCGACAGCGUGGACUGCGGCCCGGACAAGGUGUGUCGCGUGCUGGGGGGCCGCCCGCGCUGCGAGUGCGCGCCCAACUGCACGGGGCUGCCGGCGCGCCUGCAGGUCUGCGGCUCGGACGGCGCCUCCUACCGCAACGAGUGCGAGCUCCGCACGAAGAACUGCCAGGGCCAUCCCGACCUGCACGUCAUGUACCGAGGCCGCUGCCGCAAGUCCUGCACGCGCGUGAUGUGCCCGCCGCCGCAGUCGUGCGUCGUGGACCAGACGGGCAGCGCGCACUGCGUGCUGUGUCGCACGGAGCCCUGCCCCGUGCCGUCCAGCCCCGGCAAGGAGCUUUGCGGCAAAAACAACGUCACCUACCUCUCCUUGUGUCACCUGCGCCAGGCCACCUGCUUCCUGGGCCGCUCCAUCGGCUUGCGCCACGCGGGCAACUGCUCAGGCCCCCCACUGCAGCCAGGUGCCCAGUCGGCCGAGGAAGAGAAGAGAAACUUCGUGUGAGCCCGCGGGGCGGGCCUGAGCCUGGCGUUCCAGGCCUCCCCGUUUUAUUUAUUGCCACAGCAGAGUCUAAUUUAUGUCCAUGGGCACUCCCCAGAGCCUGGGCUGGGACCACUUGGGGAUCCCGGAGUCCCCCUGAGGAUAUCUUGGAAGGAUUUAGGGAAGGAGGCCAGGGAGCAGGGUGGGUGGGCGGGAGGGGACGGAGCCGCAGGUACCUGGCCUCAGCUUUCCGGGAUUUUUCUGGGAAGCUUCUGGCCCUGCCGCCCACACCCUGCGGCCUGGGAGGACCCCGUGCUUGUGCUUGUUUGGGGAUAAGCGGGUGGAGAUUCCCUGCUGGUCAUUUAUGAAAAGACUCGGCUGGCUUUCCCAGCUCCCAGCCUUCUAGAGCAGGGACCUUGGGCUGAGGCCAGGAGGUGAAAAGGAGGUCCGUCCUGGGCGUCUAUUGAUGAGCCUCAGAACACGACAGCCUUGGCCCGGACCAGACAGGCCCUUCAUGAAGGCCAAGGAAGCAGCCACCCCGGUCCCCUACCAGCCCAAGAACUCCAGGUUUCCCACUGCCCCUACUCCUCCUGUACAUCCUGGGAAAGCCUCUGAAAAGCCCAGUGUGGACUCUGGGAGGGCGCACAACAGACCCACCCAGCCCUUUCCCAGCUGCAAUUCAUGUGGGUUCCCAUCGCGACACUGCGUGGCCUCAGAUGGGGAGCGGCUAGCGUCAGCUCAGAACAGGGCACUGUGUCCGGCAGUGCCUGAUCCACUUGGGGGGGGACCCUCAAACCCCUGCUCAGCCACUGGCCCAUGACUCUUAUACAUGAAAUGCCCUGGAGCCAGGUGUCCCUGCGGCAUGCUGAAUGCUGCGUCUUCCACAGGUGGGGGUUCAGACUCGGGGCCCCUCGGUGCCAAGUGGCACAUCCUAGCUGGGCCUUAAGACCCAGCUCCCACUGUACCCUCCUUGCCCGCCAGCAUAGCUGAGGGUGGCCCGGGUGGUGACACCAGCCAGGUGCUGGUCUUGGAUCAAUUCCCCCAAGACGGCUCACCCUCUAUUCAGUCUGGGUUUUUGCUCAAAAUCAAUUGCCCGUGCUCAGACCAGAUACUGGGGGAAGGGGAGCAACGGGGAAGGAACCCAACCCCCCAGGUGUGCCUUACCUGUGAUGCCCAGAAAAGUGUCCUUGAGCAGGAGGAUCUGCCUGAACCCCCUGACCAGGCAUCCUCCCCCCACCCUGGGGUCCUGUGUCACCAAAGAAUUAAAGACUGAAAAAAGCCA
This is a messenger RNA of Cynocephalus volans (Philippine flying lemur), 2123 nucleotides long. It is a transcript of the gene FSTL3, whose product is annotated as follistatin like 3. The record is from RefSeq and is a predicted model, not a curated record. Bases 65 to 865 code for a protein of 266 amino acids. NCBI's taxonomy places the organism in Eukaryota, Metazoa, Chordata, Mammalia, Dermoptera, Cynocephalidae. The transcript has 5 exons. Gene Ontology annotation, molecular function: activin binding; protein binding. Gene Ontology annotation, biological process: cell differentiation; multicellular organism development; negative regulation of activin receptor signaling pathway.